Messenger RNA from Diabrotica virgifera virgifera (western corn rootworm), 15248 nucleotides. It is a transcript of the gene kst, whose product is annotated as spectrin beta chain, non-erythrocytic 1. Gene Ontology annotation, biological process: actin cytoskeleton organization. NCBI's taxonomy places the organism in Eukaryota, Metazoa, Arthropoda, Insecta, Coleoptera, Chrysomelidae. The coding region runs from base 341 to 12229 and encodes 3962 amino acids. Gene Ontology annotation, cellular component: plasma membrane; cell junction; cortical actin cytoskeleton. The transcript has 29 exons. Gene Ontology annotation, molecular function: actin filament binding; phospholipid binding. The record is from RefSeq and is a predicted model, not a curated record.
UCAACAUACUUUACCAGUACCAGUAGACAGGCACCUGUUGAAUAACUUGAAUAAUUCAAUUAAAUAGUGGCUUAUCGUUGUUUUUUAUGUUCUAAAUAAAGUGUUUAAUCGGUUUAUAGAACUUAAAACAAAAAUAAAUUGUUGUCGAAGUGCGGCUUAUUAGUUUUUUAUUUGUUGUUACAAGUAGAUCAAACGGACCGUUUCACAUGAAUAAGUAAUUUUUGUGUUUAUUAAAAAGUGUGUGAAAUGUCAGGAAAUUGAGGCUAGUCAGGAAUAAUCAUUAGUUGCGAGCAUACAUUAUGAACCUAAGCCAGAUCCAGGCUAUCAGAGAAGAAACAAUAUGAGUCAAAGAGAUGAAGUUCAAAAGUUCGAACAGGGCCGUAUUCGAGUCCUCCAAGAAGAACGUCUUCACAUCCAGAAGAAAACCUUUACCAAAUGGAUGAAUUCAUUUUUACAGAAGGCCCGAAUGGAGGUCGAAGAUUUAUUCGUCGACUUGGCAGACGGCAAAAAACUAUUGAAACUUCUGGAGAUAAUAUCUGGAGAAAAGUUAGCCAAACCAAAUAAUGGAAGAAUGCGAGUACAUAAAAUCGAAAACGUCAACAAAAGUUUGGCUUUUUUACACACAAAAGUUCGCCUGGAAAGUAUUGGUGCCGAAGAUAUUGUUGACGGAAAUCCCAGGUUAAUUUUAGGUUUAAUAUGGACCAUCAUUUUAAGGUUUCAAAUUCAAGAAAUUGAAAUACCAGAAGAUGAAGACAAUGAGAGUUCGGAAAAGAAAUCAGCCAAAGACGCCCUUCUAUUAUGGGCUCAACGUAAAACUCAUGGUUACCCAGAUGUUCAUAUAUCAGACUUUUCUUCUUCGUGGAGAAACGGCUUAGGUUUUAACGCGCUUAUACAUGCCCACCGACCGGACUUAUUUGAAUUCGAGUCUUUAAAACACAAUAAAAAUAUUGAUAACUUGAAUCAUGCCUUCGACAUUGCACAGAACGAAUUAGGCAUUCUAAGACUAUUAGACGCUGAAGACAUUGAUACUUCAAGACCUGAUGAGAAGAGUAUUAUGACUUACGUUGCAUCAUAUUAUCACACUUUUGCACGUAUGAAACAAGAAGAAAAAUCUGGAAGACGAAUAGCUAAAAUUAUUAAACAGAUGAUCGACUCUGACAAACUGAAACUCACCUACGACAAGUUGACCACGGAUCUAUUGGACUGGAUUAAAUUAAAAAUUGUAGAAUUAGAGGACCGACAAUUUCCAAAUUCUUUAGAGGGCAUUCAAAAUCUAUUUAUACAAUUCGGUCACUACCGUAAUCAAGAGAAGCCUCCAAAAUACAUAGAACGAAGCGAAAUAGAGGCUUUAUUCUUUAACAUAAAUACUCAAUUAAAGGAACUUAGGCAACCAGCUUUUUACCCUUCUGACGGCAAACUAGUUCAGGAUAUCGAAAGAUCUUGGGAUACUUUAGAGAAAGCUGAACAUAGCAGAGAGGUAGCUCUUAGAGAGGAACUGAUGAGGCAGCAAAGGCUAGAUCAACUGAUGUAUAAAUUCGAGAAAAAAAGUAUUUUGCGUGAAGGGUACCUGAAAGAGAUGAUUCAAGUUUUAUCAGAUCCUCGGUAUGGUUCCAAUUUGGUGCAAGUGGAUGCUACCUUGAAAAAGCACGAGGCCAUCAGUGCUGAUAUAUUAGCAAGAGAAGAACGUAUUCAUGACUUAUCUCAUAUGGCACAAGAGCUUAUUAAUGAGAAUUAUCGAAAUUCUGAUAGAGUCCAAAAACGAGAAAGCGAAAUUAUAAAACAGUGGGAAGAACUCAAAGCACUCUUAGAAAAACACAAACUCAACCUCAACAAAAUGGGAAGCAUUAUGUCGAUCAUACGGGAAAUAGAUUCGGUUCUUACCAGUACAGAACAGCUGAGAAUAGAUCUCUCUUCUACAGAUACUGGGGCACAUUUGGUAGCCGUUGAGGAAUUACUACAUAAACAUGCGUUGCAAAAUCUAAUGGUUACGUCCUUAGAAGAAAAGGAAAGUUGGUUAAAUAGAGUUGGUCAUCAAACAGCUCAAGGAAAUCCUAAAGGAGACGAGGUAUUAAAGAAACUUAAAGAACUUGGAAAAGUGUGUGAGGAGAUUAGGGAAUUGAGUGCCAAAAGAAAAGCGUUACUAGAAGAAGCUAGAAACUUUUACCAAUUCUUACAAGAUCAAGAAGAUGAAGAAGCUUGGUUAAUUGAGAAACAACGAAUAUGCCAAGCUGGAAUUAUGGCAAAAGAUUUACGAGGUGUGCUUUCCUUACAGCAGAAACAUAAGGUGCUUAUGGAUGAAAUAAAAACAAGAAAGAACAAAUUUGAUCAAUUGGGAGCAACUAGUAAGCAGUUAAUAUCAGAUAAUCAUCCUAGAUCUUUAGAAAUCCAGCAACAUGUGGAUAAAAAUAAGAAGAAUUGGGAACUACUGGAUAAAUUGGCAAAAGAACGGGCCAAGCAACUACAAGAUGCAGCUGAAGCAUACCAGUUUUAUGCAGAUGCAAACGAAGCUGAGUCUUGGUUGAAUGAAAAAUUAGCUCUUGUUACUUCGGAUGAUUAUGGUACGGACGAACUCAGUGCCAAAGCUUUGUUGCAAAGACACAAAGUGUUGGAUGAAGAAAUCAAUGCAUAUCAUGGAGACAUUUAUAGUCUGAAUGGUCAAGCUGAUCGACUCGUAGCCUCUGGAAUAUCCACUUUGGAUUUAAAUAAUGAACCUGAAGUUAAUGAACCAAUAGAAGACGUCCAAUAUGAAAAUAGGAUGGUGCCAACUGAGGUGUGGGUCGACGAGCCCGUAGAAAAAACGGAAUAUAAGGUAAUCACCGAAGAAAAGAAAGUUCCUCAGGUAAAGGCUUUGUAUCCGUUCAACGACCACGGUUUAUCUAUGGUCAAAAAUGAAGUGAUGUUCUUGUUAAACAAAAGCAAUCCAGAUUGGUGGUGUGUACGCAAAGCAGAUGGUACUGAUGGUUUUGCUCCUGCAAAUUAUGUUGAAGAAAUUGAACCAAGAAUUAUUCUUGUUAAUAUCAGAAAACCAGAGGUCGUAAAAUCUGUUCAAAAAGUCAAAAAGACAAAAUUGGUUAAUACUAAAGUUCCAGUCAAGGUUCUAAGACAGCUACCUCGAGCACAAAAAAGAAAAGUUGACGAUACGGACAGUGUACCUAAGAGACAAAAGACUAUCAACGAUUCUUAUGCACAGCUUCAAGAUUUGGCAGCUAAGAGGCAAGCUUUAUUAGCAGAUGCGGUAAAGUUAUUUACCUUUUACAAAGAGUGUGAUGAUUUUGAAAAGUGGAUUAAAGACAAAGAACAACUUUUGGCUAACGAUGAUCCGAACGACAGUAUUGAACAAGCAAAGAGAAAAUAUGAGAAAUUCCUCACGGAUUUAUCUGCGAGUCAAAAGAGAAUGGAUGCUUUGGAUGCCGAUGUUAAAGUUUUUGUAAAUCAAAACCAUUCUCAAAUAGACAAAGUCAAAAUUCGACAUAGACAAAUCCAGGCAGCUUGGCAGAAACUUAACACACUUAAAGCUCAAAAAGAAAAGAGUCUGGAAGGUGCCAGUAGUGUAGAACUAUUCAAUAAAAUUUGCGAGGAAACGAAAGAUUGGAUGUUAGAAAAGAUGGAACAGCUAGAUACUGCAGUUUUAGGACAUGAUUUAAAAACCAUUCAAGCUUUGCAAAGAAGACACGAUAAUUUAGAAAGAGAACUAUCGCCAAUCGAAGAAAAGGUCGAUAAAGUAAAUCUCCUGGGAAAUUCAGUUCAAAAAUCUUACCCCAACGAAAAAGCAAAUGUUAUUCAAAAACAAAAAGAUAUUGACGAUCUUUGGAAGAAGGUCAAAGACAAGGCUCUUGAAAGAAGAACUAGAAUUGAAGACGCUGUAGGACAACAAAUAUUUACCAACAGUUCCAAACAUUUGUUGAAUUGGGUAGCCGAUACUAAGAAGCAACUUAAUGCUGACAAUGUUGUACGAGAUGUUCAAACGGCAGAGGCACUUUUAAAAGCACAUCAAGAUCUUGCUGAAGAUAUUAAAGCUAAAAAUGAUGAAUUUAAACAAGUAACUGGUCUUGGAAAGAAACUUUUGAAAUCAAAUCCCAAUCUUCCUGAAGUACAAAGCGUUAUCGACAGACUUCUAGCUGAACAAGAAGCUAUCGCUAGAGGAUGGAAAGAGAAGGAUAUUUGGUUGCAGCAAUGUUUAGAACUCCAAAUAUUCAACAAAGAAGCUGAUAAUAUCGAUGCAGUUACGUCAGGCCAUCAAGCUUUCUUAGAAUUCGACGAACUUGGAAGCUCACUUGAUGAGGUUGAAGCUUUGCAUAAACAACAUAGGGCUUUCGCUAACACAUUAGCUGCUCAAGACGAUCGUCUGAACGCUUUCGCCAAAAAGGCUAACACUCUAAUCGCCAAACAGCAUUAUGACGCUGCAGGAAUCGCAGACCGCGUCCAGCAGGUACUUGAAAGAAGACAAGCAGUUAAAGAUGCCUCUCAAAAACGAGCAGAUGCUCUAGAUGCCUCCAAAAAUUACCAGGAAUUCUGCGCAGAAGUGUAUGAUCUACGAGCAUGGAUGGCGGAAAAAAUCAAAACAGCUUCCGAUGAAAAUUAUAGAGAUCUUUCUAAUUUAGAACGCAAAAUUCAGAAGCAUGAAGCAUUUGAACGCGAGCUGAGAUCAAAUGAAGGUCAGCUUAGAACGAUUAACAAAUUAGGAAUGGCGCUCAUUGCUCAAGACAGCUACAGGAAAAAUGAGGUGGGUAAAACUUUGAAAGAACUCAACGACGAGUGGCAGAGGUUAGUGGAUACUUCACUGCAAAAGGGUAGAAUGUUAAGGCAAGCUGUAACUCAACAUGAAUAUAACAAGAGUAUUGAAGAUGUAAAUAACAAACUGAACGAGAUUAAUGAAAAGAUGAAUAGUAAAAACGUUGGAAGUGAUCUAAGGUCCUGUCGUGAAUUAAUGAAACAUCAUGAUGCUCUAGAAAGUGACAUCGCUUUUUGCGCUACCCGUAUAGAAGAACUCCGUAGCCAAAGUCAAAAUUUACACGAGGAAGGGCAUUUUGACUCACCUGCUAUUAUAGAAAAUGUGGAAGCUAUCUUGAGAAAUCUACAAGAACUCAAUGCCCCAUCCCAAGACAAGCGUGCAAUUCUUGAAGAGUCAUUAGAAUUUCACAAGUUUGGUUUUUCAAUCGAUGCCGAACUGCAAUGGAUCAAGGAACAUCUACCUCUAGCCUCUUCACAAGAUUUGGGACAAAACUUACACCAAGCACAAAAUUUGUACAAGAAACAUAAGAAACUGGAAGCUGAAAUUAUUGGACAUCAACCAGUUAUAGACAAGACUCUUGAGACGGGUCAGGCAUUAAUUGAUAAAGAUCAUCCCGAGGAAAAACAGAUUCAGGUCUUAUGUAAUACUCUAGAGGAAGCUUGGCAGGAUCUUAAGGACAAAACUAAUGCAAGGGCGCAACAACUUAAUACUUCCCUUAAGGCCCAACAAUUCUUCUUCGAAAUAAAUGAAGUAGAAUCUUGGUUAAACGAAAAGGAUAAUGUAUUAGCAAGUACUGAUUUUGGAAGAGAUAGAGAUUCCGCAACUAAAUUAUUGUCCAAACAUAAGGCUUUAGAGUUAGAACUAGAUACGUAUAACAAUAUUAUAUCUGAAAUGGGUCAUGGAGCUCAAGCCAUGAUCAAAUCCGGUCAUCCAGAAUCGAAAUUAAUUGCCGAAAGACAAACAGCUAUUGAACACUUGGCCCGAGCUAUUCAAAGAAAAGCAGUUACUCGUCAGCAAAAACUAAUGGAAUCUCUAUUUAGACAUGAGUAUUUCGUUGAGUCAGAAGAACUCGAAAGUUGGAUUGCUGAAAAUCUCCAACAGGCUUCGUCAGAAGAUUAUGGUCAGGAUUAUGAACAUUUAUUGCAAUUGCAAACUAAAUUUGACGACCUUAAACACAGGAUUGAGGGAGGCUUUGAAAGGUACAGACAAUGUGAAGAUCUUGCUCAAAAAUUACUAGCUAACGAAAGUCCGUACAGUGCUGAAAUCGAAAACAGACAAGAUAAUUUAGAGCAGGCAUGGGAACAACUUCAAACACAAUUAACUUCAAGAGAAGAACGUUUAGAAGCAGCUGGACAAAUACACAGGUUCCACAGAGAUAUUGCAGAUGCUUUACAAAGAAUUCAAGAGAAAAACGCAGCACUUGGUACUGAUUUAGGACGCAAUCUUAACUCGGCUCUGACAUUGCUUAGAAAACAUGAAGCAUUUGAAAAUGAAUUGGUAGUUCUAGAAGCGCAACUUCAGAUACUAGUGGAAGAUGCGUCUAAACUAAAGAAGUUAUACCCGAACAAUAAAGUGAAUAUACAACACCAGCAAGAGGUUGUUGUAGCCGCUUGGAAUGAUCUAAAGGAACGCACUGAUCUUAGACGGGAUCAAUUACAAGCUAGUGUAGAUCUACAGAAGUUUUUGGCUCAAGUUAGAGAUUUGUCUAAUUGGGCCAAUGGGUUAAUAUUAGCCAUGAAUGCAGAAGAAAAUAUUAGAAGCGCCUCUAGAGUACAAGUGGUAAAAAGUGAACACGAGGCUCUUAAAAGUGAGAUCGAUGCCAGAGAAGAUGAUUUUCAAGAGGUUGCUGAAAAUUUGGCUGCUAUGGAACAAACAGGUCAUUAUGCAGCACCCGAGGCCGUAGAGAAAUAUAAACAUCUCAUUGGAGAAAGAGAUAAAUUGCUUACUACCUGGCAACUUAGAAAAAUUCAUCUGGAUCAAUUGUGUGACCUACUCGUAUUUUUAAGAGAGACAAAACUUAUUGAGGAUGCUACAAACACCCAAGAAGCCGCAUUGACACAUGUCGACAUUGGGGAAACCGUAGAUGAAGUCAGUAAUCAACUAAAGAAACAUGAAGAAUUUGAAAAAGUACUUCAGGUUCAAGAUAAAAAUCUCGAGGCUCUUUUCGCUUCUGGAAAUAAGUUACUACAACAAAAUCACUUUGAAAGUGAACAGAUUGCUCAAAGAUUAGCUGAUGUUCAAGCAAAACGCAAAAAAGUGCAUCAAUUAAGCGAAGCUAAGCGAAAGUAUCUCACAAAUGGUCUUCUUUAUGCUGAGUUUGUAAGAGACGUUGCUGAAACGCAAGUGUGGAUCAUAGAAAAAGAAAAGAAAUUAGGCACGAUGACAGCGAUGACAAAAUCGGAUGUUUCUGAUUUAGAAGACAAAAUUAAAGUCUUGCAGAAACACCAAGCUUUCCAAGCCGAAGUUGUAGCUAAUGCUGGACGAAUACAAGAAAUUAAAAAUAACGGAGAAACAUUAAUUCGUAAAAAUCAUAAAGCAUCCCAAGAUAUAGCUGACCAGCUGGCUGAUUUAGAGCAAGCGUGGAGGCGUCUCAAUGAAGAAGUUAGUUUGAAAGGCAAAGGUCUCGAAGAAGCACAAGACAUUCUUGAAUUCAACUCUCAACUCGACAAAAUCGAAUCGUGGAUUAGAGAUAAAGAGGUCCUGUUACAAGCUGGGGAUACCGGAAAAGAUUACGAACAUUGUCAAAUUUUACAACGUAAACUCGAUGAUGUAGAUAGUGAUAUGAAGAUCGACGAUACUAAAAUUAAAACAAUUACUGCUCUUUCUAACAAAUUAGCCGCACAAGGACAUAACCAUGUCCGAGAAAGAGGUGAUAAUCUAAUUAAAAAAUGGCAUUCUUUGCAAAAGGCUUUAAAUGAUUACAGAAACAAAUUAAACGAAGCUUCUGAAAUACACUUAUUCGACAGAGACAUUGCUGACACCUUGGAUCGAAUAGCAGAAAAAUGUUCAAUAAUGGAAUCGGAGGAAGUUGGCAGAAAUCUUCCUGCAGUAGAAGCCCUACAAAGAAAACAAGAAGCUCUCGAGAACGAAAUAUCGGCUAUAGAAAAUAAAAUCGUUAAUACGCAUCAGAAAGAUGCUUUCUACCUCAGCGAAAAAUAUCCAUAUUCCACCAAACAUUUGGAAGAUACUUUGCGCAAUUUAGAAGUGCAAAUGCAAAAACUAGAAGCAGCUAAAUUAAAACGCAGAGCCUUAUUACAAAAGGCGCAUUCCCAAGAAAAAUUCUUAGCCGACGCGAAACAAUUAGAGCAAUGGGUAUUAGAAACUAUUAAACGGAUGGAAUCACAAGAGAAACCCAAUAGUGUCGUCGAUGCUGAAGUCCAACUAGAGUUACACAACGAACUUAAAGCUGAAAUAGCGGGACGUGAUGAACCAUUUACUCAAUUAAUACAAUAUGGCAAAACUUGUCCUGAAAAGGAUAAUCCUAUAAUUGUAGAUAAUGUCAAGAAGCUUGAAGAACUACACACCAAAAUUCACAGAGCUUGGAUUGAUCAUAAAAACAAUUUGACUCAUUCAUUCGACGUACAAGAGUUUAAUGAACAAGUAAAUCAACUUAACAAUUGGCUGGCUGAUAAAGAAGCUUUCUUAAAUAACGAAGAUGUUGGUGAUACACCAAGAGCAGUUGAAGCUUUGUUGAGAAAACAUAACGACUUCGAACUUACGCUACAAACUUUGUUAGGAAGAGUGGAUGAAUUAAAAUCAGAAGCUAAAAGAAUAACAAAAGAUACUAGCAGAAAUAACGAAGAGGUGUUACUCAAGUUAGAAACGGUUUUAAAUCGUAACGAUAGGUUGCUAGCCAAGACAAAGCAACGUAAGGAUACCUUGGAGAAAUCUAAGGCUUUGCAAGACUUCUUAAGGAAUGUUAACGAUGUUGAGACAUGGUUGACUCAAAAACUUCAAACCGCAGCAGAUGAAAAUUACCGGGAACCUAUUAACUUACAAAACAAGAUCCAGAAGCAUGCUACAUUUGAAGCUGAAGUAAUUGCUAGUGGAGAACGAAUUCAGAAUGUUGUAGAAGUUGGUAAAGAUCUUAUUGCAGCUGAUCAUUAUGCUGCAGAUGAAAUCGGAAUAAGACUAGAUGAGCUAGAAAAUGACUGGAAACAUUUAUUAGAACUGUCUAAUCUUAAACGGGAUCGGUUAAAUGAAGCCUAUCAGGCAUUGUUGUUUAAUAGAUCGCUAGAAGAAUUUGAGACCUGGUUAACAGAUGUCGAACACCAACUGAAAAUUACUGGUACAGAUGAUUUUACUAGUGCAGGUAAUCACCUUAAACGACUUGCUACUUUAGAGAAUGAUAUCCAGCAACAUGCUGAAAACUGCGAAAUUAUUAAUGAAGGAGCUGAGCAGUUCAAAAAAGGUGGACACUUCUUAGCUGAUGAAAUCGAUGAAAAGGUUCAAAAAGCUAUCACAAGAUAUCACCAACUAAAAGAACCGUUACAAGUUAAAAAAGACCAGCUUGAAUUAUCUUCGAUGUUACAACAAUUUACUCGAGAUGUUGAUGAUGAGUUACAAUGGUUGGAUGAUAGAGAACCUCUUGUAGCUUCACAAGACCUUGGUAAUAAUUUAACAGCUGUUCAACACUUGCAUAAGAAGCACCAAAUUUUAGAAGGCGAACUAACUUCGAGAAGCGCUAUAAUUGAUGCACUUGUAGCGAGAGCUGAUCAACUAGUUAGAUCGAAACAUCCAUCUGAAACUAUUAUAAAAGAUAAAACCGAACAAUUAAACGUUAAGUUAGACCAAGUUAAGGAUUUGGCCAGUAUUAGAAGACUCAGACUUCAAGAUUCAUUGGAAGUACAAGCUUUCUACCAAGAUGUGUCUGAAGCCCAAGCUUGGAUUAUAGAAAAGAGACCACUUCUUGCAACCAAAGAAGUUGGUAAAGACGAAGAUACAGCAAAAUCAUUACAACGAAAGUUGGAGACUUUAUCUAUAGAAGUAAAAACUUUCCAAAAGUCGAUUCAAAGGAUAGUCGAUGCAGCGGAUUCAUUAAUCGCUAGAAGACAUUUUGAUGCAGCAAAUAUUGAGAAAGUCAAGGUGGAACUACAAAAGGACUUUGGCGAAUUAAGAAAACUUGUCUCAGAAAGAGAAGUUCGUUUAGCUGAAGCCUUGCAGUAUUUCGGCUUUGUACAUGAAUGUAAUGAAGUACAAGACUGGAUGAAAGAACAAAUGAACAAGGCCGAUUCGGAAGAAUAUGGUAAUGAUUUGGAACAUGUUGAGCUUCUGAUCCAAGCAUUUGAUACGUUCCAUGCAAGUCUUAUUAAUAGCGAACCACGCGUACAGCAGUGUAUAGAAAAUGGACAUUUUAUCAUAGAUGCAAAGAGCAGUUACAGUCCCGAUAUUCAACAAAAGAUUAUCGAAUUACAGAAUAAUUGGGAUGAUUUGUUGGAACUGGCAAAUGCUCGUAAAGAGGCAUUGGCUGGAGCUAAACAAGUGCAUCUGUUCGACCAAACUGCGGAUGAAAUAAUAUCAUGGAUUAGAGAAAAGGACAUUGAUGUUAUAUAUGGUGUUUAUGUUCCAGAUGUGGAGGUUAUUGAAGAUAUGAUGAGAAAACAUCAGGCUUUAGAAACUGAAAUGAAAGCGAUCAAAGACAAAGUUGAUUUUGUCGAACAAGAAGGCGACAGAUUAAUCGCUGAAUACCCAGACACCAAAGAACACAUUGACGAUAAACGAGAAGAUACAGUCAGUACUCUACAGGACUUACAAGACAAAGUUGAAAGACAGAAGUAUUUCUUACAACAAUCUGAACAGCUGCAGUCUUACUUCGAUGAGUACCACGAUUUAUUAGCGUGGAUAAACGAAAUGCUUGCCAAAAUUACCGCUCCCGAUUUACCUCAAGAUUGCAUCGAGGCAGAACUGUUGUUAGGCCGACAUAAAGAGUAUAGUACUGAAAUCGAUGGAAGGUUACCUGUAUUCCAACAAUUUUAUGAGACUGGUCAAACGUUUAUAAAAGAAGGUCAUAGUUUAUCUCAAGAAAUCGAAGACAAAAUUAAAAUACUUAAGCAGAAAAUUGAUUUGUUAGACAAUACUUGGAAAAAGAGAAAUCUUAUAUACGAACAAAAUUUGGACCUUCAACUUUUCAAGCGAGAUGCGAAUGUUUUGGAGAAUUGGAUGGCAGUGAGAGAAGGUACUCUUAAAGAUGGCAAAGUAGGCGAUACUAUCUCCCAAGUUGAGGAGUUUAUCCGCAAACAUCGAGAUUUUGAGGAAACUAUUAAAGCUCAGGACUCAAGGUUUAAUGCCUUAAAACGACAGACCCUCUUAGAAGACUCGUUUGCACAACAAAAACUUCAGGAAGCCAGAGCUAGAAAGGAGGAGAAAGAAAGAAUCGAACAAGAGAAAUUAGAGCAGAGGAAACUUAAAGAGAAGGCGAGAAUAAAUGAACUGAGACGACAGGAAUCGUUACCAAGAUAUAGUUUACCCGAAGAUGCAAGGCCAGUAAUAUCACAUGAGCAACUCGAAGCCCUUCAACAAUCUACCCAAUCACCUGCCGAAAAUAACAAUAUAUCUAUACGUAAAACUAAUUCAAUAGCCCACACGUUCGACAGAGAUAGAAUUAGAAGAGGAUCUGAUGUUUCUGUUAAACGAGCUGAGAGUAUGAAAGUAGGCAAUUUGGUCAAGCCUGUGAAGAGAACGCCGUCUUUCAAUACCAGAAGGCGAGGAUCUAUUCGAUCAAAGAAUGAAUUAGUGCUACCUCCUGUGGAAGCUGAAGCAUUCCUCGAAAGAAAACAACUCUUGCUUCCUGGACAAAAGCGUGCUACAAAUCGGGCAUGGAAACAUUCCUACACUGUUCUCUGUGGCCAAUUACUAUGCUUCUUUAAAACAAAGGAUGACUUUGUUGCGAGCAAAGCUAAUGCUGCACCAUUGAAUAUUCACAAUGCCACCUGCGGAAUAGCAGACGAUUACCAAAAACGAAAACAUACUUUCCGAUUGUCUAUUACAGAUGGAUCAGAAUUUUUGUUUGCGUCCAAUUCAGAAGUCGACAUGAUGGAUUGGAUCAAUAAAAUUACCUUCAGAGCGAAACUACCUCCGGCGAAUCAGUUACAGCAUUUUGAGAUUACGAAGGAUCCAAACGAUUUCGAGAUUAGUUCGCAGUCAAGUAGAACUUCGAGUCCAGAUGUACCCGACACAGUUGUCUUAAGACAAGAUCCUCAUGCUACGAACGGAAGUAUAUCUUCAUCGACAAACCAUCCGUACCGGCAUACCAUUGGAGGAAGUUCUUCUCCACCACCAAUUCCUCCGAGGAUGACAGAUGUCACGCUUGGAUAUGAAUCCAGACUUUAUACGUCAGACAGUAGUGGAAGUGUUAACGAAGGUUUCAAUAAUUCUACUCCAAGUCGAGGACAGGAAUGGAACUCCACUUCGAGGCCGUUAAGUUCUCCAGAUUCCAAAAAUGUUUCCCAUCGAAUAAGAGAUUUGUUCGUUCGAAAGAAGCGGAAUUCACAGAUGUAAUAAAAGUAUAUGUAGUUUAUUUUUAUAAGGGAGAACCUUGUCCAAACUGUACAUAUAUAAUACAUAUAUUUCUGUAAUGCCUAACCUUUGUUGACCAAAUCAUAUUAAAUCUUUUCAUGUUUUGAUGUAAUAAACAAGAAAAUAUAGAACAAAGUAUGUUUUGUAAAUUUUUAAUAAACUUUAAAUGUACAAUAAAGUUAGAAAAUGUGGUAAGGAACUACUAGGCUGUUCAAUAAGUUUUGAAGUUCGAUAAGAAAAACACAAUUUUAUGGUUUGAAAUACACUUUUUAUCUAGUAUAGUCUCCCUGAGCAUCAAUACACUUGUUUCAACAAGAUUCCAGUCUAUAAAUUCAUCCCUGAAGUGAGAAUUUGGAAGGGCUGCAAAAUAUGCUUCCGCGGCUAUUAUGACCUCUCAUCAUUUGAUGAAAGACUCUUUCGACUUAUCAAUUUUUAGGUAUAUAUACAGAUCGAAGUCGCUAGAGGCCAAAUCUAAUGAAUAGAGUGGACAAUCCAACAAUUCGAACUUUACAUCAUGGAUUUUAUCCAUUGCUAAAAUGCCCGUAUGACACGAUGCAUUGUCCUGAUUAAAAAAAAAAAGAAUGUGUGUGUACUUUUUACGCACGUAAGACCUUAUACUUAUAUUAUAUGAUUCCAACGAAAUUAAUAUAUGUACUUUAAACAGUUUAUUUAUAUUUUAUUUAAAUAUUAAACUAAUUUGAAUACUUACUACUUUCCAAACAUUUUUAUUAAAACAAUAGAUACCAAAAAUUAAAAAAAUAAAAGAAUAAAACACACACAAACACAUUGAAAAAUGCACCAAAGAGACGAUUUCUGAACAAUAAUUGUUGGCAAAAAUUUUAACUAAAUAAGCAUUUUCUGAAAAAAAUUAUAUAACAAAUAUAAUUCACAAUCAUAAAAUGUAUAAAAAAAAAUAAAAAAAUAAAAACUUGCAUUGGGAUUCGAACCCGCGUGCUUAGACAUAAAAUCCACUUACACACAGCCGUCACCCGUCUUGACCACUUACACGUACUUGUCAUGUGGGAAGGUAGGCUAACUGAACCUUUUACUGUUUGACAGUUCUGAAUUUAAUCAAAUUAGUUUGAUUUUUGUGUGUGUGUGUGUUCACAAAGGGAAUUCAAAUAUUAAAAAACAACAAAACAUAGAGUAAGAAAACAAUAGGUAUAUUAGAUGAAGAGUGGUAGAAAUUUUGUUGGUAAUCAAAUUAUGUAAAUCAAAGCAUUACCUACUAUAAAUAGAUAGGUACAUACAUUUUCCAAAUAGGUAAGUACCUACCUAUGUAAUUUUUUAUUACAAUACUGAAACAUUUACAAUUAAGUACGUACCUGUUGCUUUUAAAAACUAUUUAAAAAGUUACUACAAUUAUAAACUUGCUUUUGUCUGUGUCCUCACAACAAUAAAAACUAAUAUACAAUAUUUGUUUAUCCAUAACCUCUAUAUUGAACAAUUAUUGUCAUGUCAUUUGAACACCCAAUCAGAGCAAAGGUAUAAUGCAUCUGUGCCGGGGAACAAAGUUUUUGAUGAAUUCGCGCAUAUUAAAUUACACUCCCAUCGCUCCUAAAGAAGUAUAACUUCAAUAAUUUUUUUUCUUCUGCAAACCGGUUAUUUUUUCACAAAUGUUUCCUUUAGUUGGUCUAAAAGGUUACAAUGAUAUAGAAUUUAUUGUUUUGCCAGUUUGCAGGUAAUCCACAAACAAAAUUUCUCCCGUAUCCCAAAGAACUGAUGCUAACACCUUCUUGGUCGAUUUAUGGGCACCAACUCGUUUUGAAGCCGAAGAACCAGGUUCACACCACUCUUUAGCUUCUUGUUUUAAUUCAAGAUGAUGGUGAUAGACCCAAGUCUCGUUCAUAGUGAUGAAGCGAUGCACAAAAUCUACUUUAUUAAUUCGAAAAUGCUCUAAACUUUACUGAGAAAGUCGCAUUCGAAUGUGUUUUUGUUCUGUUGUUAGCGAAUGCGGCACCCAUUGUUUAGUUAGACGGUCCAACGAGAUCACUAGGCUCUCUUUCAGUCACUCGACGAUUUUCCAAUACCAUAUCCUGUAUUUUUUCUACGAUUUCUGGUGUUAUUGCUGUUUUUGGAUGUCCUUGACUUAGAUCGAAUUCAAGGCUUGUAUGACCACGUUUAAAUUCAGCAACCCAUCUUUCUACUGUGCUAACUGAAGGCGAAGAGUCCUCAUACACUUUCAACAUUCGUUCAUAAAAUUUCUUUUCCUUUUAAACCUUCCAAAAAUAAAAAUGUAAUCACUGCACGCUUCUUGAUUGUUUCUAUUGUAAAAAAUACUGUGACACGUCAAUACUCAAUGACUUGUAGACAAAAAAUGAAUUCACAGAUUACACUGAAAUUUCACACAAGUUCAUAUGAAGAGUCUACCAACAUAAUAAAAUAAAAUUAGGUUGGUAACAAUGCCCUCUCUUACCGAAGCGCAAAACUUAUUGAACAGCCUAGUAAUAAAAUACACCAAAAACCAAGGAACAUAAUUUCUUACUUCCAUUGGUGUGAUUUUAUUAAUAUUUUGUAUGCAAUAAUUUUCACUUGGUCAACUUUCCUAAAAAAAGAAACAGUACCUUUGGACGUUGCGCAAUUUGUUGUCCAAUAAAAACUUUUUUAAAUAGGUAUUCAUAUUAUUAAUUAUUUGAUUCUAGGUCCUCCACAAGCGGUAGCUAUGUUUUUCACAUAUAUUGCGCUGCAAAUUAAAUAAUGUCUAUAUUUAAUUAGUUAUAUUUAUAACGUUUUUUUUUUAUUUUAUAAAAAGCUACCAGAUCGAUCAAAUUUAAACAUGACUAAAUUGGUUAGUUAGUAGUUUGUUAGUUUAUUGUUAAUAGUAAGAUUUUUACCAUAAAGAUAUAUUCAUAAAUAUGUAUUAUUAAGUUAUGCGGUUGUGCUUUGUAUUAGUACUUUGUUCUUUAUAUUUUUGUUUAAAUAAUGUUUAUUUUAUGUUUUAUAUUUUACGAUUAUACAUAAUUCUUUUAUUGUAUUGAAAUAAAGUUUUACCUAUCUUUUU